GGAACUCAUUACACCAGAAAACGUAACUUGAACGUGAGGAAGGGGGUAGAAAUGCUGCGACUGUAACAGACGAGGAGGAGAGAGAGGAGACGAGAGAGGGGGAGGAGGAGGAGAGAGAGGAGACGAGAGAGAGAGAGGAACAGACAGUCAGAGAACCAGUAUGGACUAUGACAGAAGGGGGGGUCGGGGAGACCGCAUGGGUCGCUAUGGCAACAACAGCUCCUCCGACCACGACUACCGAGACAUGGAUUACCGGGGCUACGGACCGGAAGAGGCAGAGCUGGGGACAGGAUAUGACCUCAGAGCCGGUGCCGGCCGCAGCGACAAAGCCGGCCAACCGGCGGGCGUCCGGGAGUUCACGACACCGGCCCGUUUCCACGACCAACGGCCAGGGUUCCGUCAGAGGGGUGGUCGGGGCGGUAAAGGGUUCCCUCGGUCCCUGGUCUUACCCCUGCCAGAGGUAGCCCUGCCCAGGCUGCAGAGAGAGGAGAGAAUGGGAGAGGCAUCCAGGAGAGACUCUCAGAGCUUCAGGCCCAACUCAGAGGGUAGAGGAAGGGGGGGAGGAGGUAGAGGGGGAGGAAGAAGAGGAAGGGGAUACCCUGAGAACAAUGCCUCUCACCUGGGGGAGAGAGAGGGAGACUGGGGGAGGAUGGAAGGAGGUGUCACCCCUGCUGGACAGGAGGAGUACAGCACCCUGAGAGGAGGACCAGGGGAGGAGGACAUGUUCCUCAGGGGAGGAGGACAAGGGAAGGAGGAGAGGUUCCUCAGGGGAGGAGGACCAGGGGAGGAGGAGAGGUUCCCCAGAGGAGGAGGACCAGGGAAGAGAAAGGGUUUCUCCAUGGGCUCUCCAGAGGAUGACUGUGGUGGUGGUGGCAAGGGCCCGGGGCUGCUAGGGGAGGGGCUAGGGGCCGGUCCUGGGGGUCCAGACGCCGCCUCUUCAGUAGUAGAGGACCCAGAACAGAGAGAGCUGAUGGAGUUCAGACCAGACCUUCUGGACCAGAACCAACGACCAUCCAACAUCAUCAUGUUACGCAUGCUGCCACCCAACGCUACCGCCAACGAGAUACGUACCCAGCUCCAGGACCAGGGGAUUGAUCCGACAGAGGUUCUGAUUCGCCUGAUGAGGAACAAAUCUUCAGGUCAGAGCCGUGGAUUCGCCUUCGUGGAGUUUAAUCACAUACAGGAGGCCUGCCGCUGGAUGGAGACCAAUCAGAGGGUUUUGUCUAUCCUAGGCCAGAGGGUGUCUAUGCACUACAGUGACCCUAAACCACGCGCCAACGAGGACUGGCUCUGUAACAAGUGUGGGGUUCAGAACUUCAAGAGGAGAGAGAAGUGCUUUAAAUGUGGCGUUUCUAAAUCAGAGGCAGAGUUGAAACUGCCCCAGCUGAGGGAGUUACCUCAGAAGGACGGCUUAUUGCCCCUCCCUGCUCUCUACCAGCCAGCUGCUACCAUCACCACUACUGCCGUCACCACUCCCAGGGCCGGGGGCAGGGCUGGGGCAGGGGGAGCUGACACACAGCAGGCUGAGGUGGCCAACGACACUCUGAUCCUGAGGAACCUGGGUCCCCAUACCUCCCUGGAGUCCAUCCUGUCCACUCUGUCUCCCUUCGCGACUCUGUCUCCUUCUAAUGUUCGACUGAUCAAAGAUAAACAGACACAACUCAACCGGGGCUUCGCUUUCCUGCAGCUGUCUACUAUAGUGGAAGCAUCUCAGCUUCUCCAGAUCCUCCAGGCCUUACAGCCAGCUCUCUGUAUAGAUGGGAAGGCCAUCGCCGUGGAGUUCGCCAAAGGAUCCAAACGUGAUGUGUUCCUGACAGAUGGCAGUAGAGUGAGUGCUGCUACAGUCGCCAGUACAGCCAUCGCUGCAGCACAGUGGGCCGUCACCCAGACGGCCCAGUCCCUGUCCUCUGCCUCCCAGCAGGGUGUGGAGGUGGGGUUGUACCACCAGGGGGCAGCAGUAACACUGGGAGUCUAUGGAGUCCAGGAGAACCACAACUACACAGUGGUGACAGAGGGCCCGGCCUACAAGGCCCAGGCAGGGGGAAUGGGUACAUCCCUACCCAGCCCAGGAGCAGGCCUGAUGGGGGCGUACAUAGGAACAGCACCUGCAGCGAUCUGUUCUGAGGCUGUAGUUUCUGGAGUGGAUGGCGUGCAGCUCUCUCUCAGCCAAUCACACGCUCCACUCAUCACUUUGGCAACCACACAGGCCAAUCAGCAUGUAGAGAUAGUGGGUAAGCCUCAACCUGCCACUCCCACCCACCCUGCCACCCCCGGCACCGCACACCAGUACCAACAAUACCCGGUGCCGGACGUGUCCACGUACCAAUACGAGGAGAGUUCUGGCUACUACUACGACCCUCUAACGGGACUCUACUACGACCCUAACUCACAGUACUACUAUAACGGGGUCACUCUGCAGUAUAUGUACUGGGACGGAGAGAAACAAACCUACGUUCCAGCACCUGCCCAAUCAACAGCUGAGGCUGCCGUUGCCCCCGGUGAUAACUCUGCCCCCCCUGAUCCUCCCUCUGCUGCUCCUGGAGGCAAGGAGAAGAAGGACAAGCCCAAAAAUAAGACAGCCCAACAGAUAGCGAAGGACAUGGAGCGUUGGGCUAAGAGUCUGAACAGACAGAAGGAGAACGUUCGCUCUCUCUCCUCGUCCUCCUCUUCCUGCUCCACCACCCCUGUGACCUCUAUGGCUCCACCCCCUGGUUACGCCCGGGUGCCUGGACACGGUCGCCUUGACGAUCGCCGAGAGUCCGCCAGCGCUGACGCCGGUUAUGCUGUCCUGGAGAAGAAGGGGGCGUUGUCUGAAAGACCUCAGAUCAUCCUGGACCAGCUCAGACACACAGACAGAGAGCGCUCUCCACCUCAGGUGCAGGGUUUGGUUCCGGCCUACAGCGGAGAGACGGACAGCGAGGGAGAGGAGGGAGGAGAGAAGGACGAGAGGAUGACAGACUGGGCUAAGCUAGCCUGUCUGCUGUGUAGGCGACAGUUCCCCAGCAAGGAGGCUCUCAUACGACACCAGCAGCUCUCAGAGCUACACAAGCAAAACCUGGAGCAGCGGAGGUCACAGCAAGAGGGGGUAUAG
Messenger RNA from Oncorhynchus keta (chum salmon), 3091 nucleotides. RefSeq names its product RNA binding motif protein 10 (gene rbm10). The record is from RefSeq and is a predicted model, not a curated record. Gene Ontology annotation, cellular component: nucleus. Gene Ontology annotation, biological process: mRNA splicing, via spliceosome. Lineage: Eukaryota; Metazoa; Chordata; Actinopteri; Salmoniformes; Salmonidae. Gene Ontology annotation, molecular function: RNA binding. The transcript is spliced from 21 exons. Bases 161 to 3091 code for a protein of 976 amino acids.